UCAAUGCUGGCUGGGGAUCCUUCUGCGUGGGAUCACGCCGUGUAAAUGCCCUAAAUGAAUACAGUAGAAGGAGCGCCCGGAACAGCUAGUGUGAUGCAUCUCUACAAGAGGAAUGUCACUGGUUUAAGAUGGGUAAUAAGCAGACGAUAUUUACUGAUGAACAACUAGACGCCUACCAGGACUGCACCUUUUUUACCCGCAAAGAAAUCCUUCGGUUGCAUGGCAGAUACCAUGAGAUGGCUCCUCACAUAGUGCCAAUGGAUUACACCAAGGAGCCAGACGUCACAAUUCCAAUUCAACUCAUAAUAAAUAUGCCGGAGCUAAAGGAGAAUCCAUUCAAGGAACAAAUAGUGAAGACUUUUUCUGAAGAUGGUGAAGGGAACCUGAGCUUCAAUGACUUUGUAGAUAUGUUUUCGGUGCUGAGUGAAAUGGCCCCUCGAGAGCUAAAGGCCAUUUAUGCCUUUAAAAUCUAUGAUUUCAACACGGACAAUUACAUCUGCAAAUCAGACCUAGAGAAGACCCUGAAUAAGCUGACCCGCGAGGAACUGGCUGUUGAAGAGGUCACACUGGUGUGUGAGAAAGCUAUUGAAGAGGCUGACCUGGAUGGCGAUGGCAAGCUGAAUUUUGCGGAUUUUGAGAAUAUGAUUGGCAGAGCACCGGACUUCCUCAGCACUUUUCACAUUCGGAUCUGAAAGGCAGAGAUUGGACUGGCAUACGAUAAGACAGGUGCACGUGAGAUCGGGGCUGGCAAACCUUGGUUGUUGCAACCUCUCAAACUGUUGUGCCCAGAUUGCAGAGUUGGUUGGAACAUGAGCCCACUCAGCUGAAGAGAAAGAGCAGCUGAACUCUCCUACUUGUGUUUGACUGAGCAACUGCGCAGGGGUCAGGCUAGAUUGCCGAUAAUUCAAGUUACCUGAUUGGAUGCUUGAAGCCUCUGUAAAAAGUGACAAUUAACCUCCAUGUUGAUAGCAACACUCUAGAACUUCAGGAGCUCUCUUGAAUUUACCACUGAUGGCAGUGACAGUGAAGGUGAUUCACUAAACAAAGCACAGCCAGAUUCCUAGGGCUAAAUCUUCUUUAUCUGUAUUUUCUAUCACAGUAGACAAUGGCGCAUCACCCUUUACCUGGGUUGCAAGGAAACCUUUCUAUAUCUCCACUGUUUUGUAAUUGCUUGCUGUAGAUGUUUCAGUUAUUAAUUUUCAUUCAAAGUUGUUUGUUAAUAAUGGACCUGACAAAAUCUCUUCUAAGUCUUUGCUUUUGGUGAUUCCUCUUUGCAGAAGCAUCAGCGAUAUGUAUGAUCCCAACUUUGCCUCCCAUCUCCACUCCCCCAUUCCUGCAAAGAACCUUGGCAGGAUACCUCAGUGGACCAGUUGCAGGAACACUGAGGUUUAUUGCUGUGACUGGGUCUGUGUUUACAAUGCUUAUCCAUCAGUGGUUGGAUCUUAGCUGGGUGGUGGGGCUACUGGUAAAACCCAGCACACUGCAGGUCCAGCAGAGGAUGGAGACCAUUGUGUUACCAGCUACACAAACCCAGUCAUUGACAAUGCAUGAAUGCAACCUUCUGCUUUCCCCAUUUUUUAAAAAAAAUUCUAGUAUCAGAGAGGUACUGGAGCACAAUGACAAUCAUGUGGCUGUAAUACAGUCUGUGGAAGGGCUCUGUUAAUACACUGUUCGGAUUCUUUCUCACUCUGAGGAUCGCCAAUUGGCAAUUACUGUUUUCGGUUUGAAUAUGCUCUUUGAUUUUCUUUCAUUUUUCUUGCAACUGAUUGUAAGAAAUUGAUAUGUACUGAUAUCUCUGUUCCAGGGUCUUUCCCUGUUGAAAACUUCUGGUUAUAUUUUGAAAAUAUGGCU
This is a messenger RNA of Mobula hypostoma (lesser devil ray), 1851 nucleotides long. It is a transcript of the gene cib2, whose product is annotated as calcium and integrin binding family member 2. Lineage: Eukaryota; Metazoa; Chordata; Chondrichthyes; Myliobatiformes; Myliobatidae. The record is from RefSeq and is a predicted model, not a curated record. Gene Ontology annotation, biological process: calcium ion homeostasis. Gene Ontology annotation, cellular component: cell periphery; stereocilium; cytoplasm. Bases 129 to 692 code for a protein of 187 amino acids. The transcript is spliced from 6 exons. Gene Ontology annotation, molecular function: magnesium ion binding; calcium ion binding.